Molecule: messenger RNA, 3243 nt
Organism: Chaetomium globosum CBS 148.51
Lineage: Eukaryota; Fungi; Ascomycota; Sordariomycetes; Sordariales; Chaetomiaceae
Exons: 5
Coding region: 1-3243 (1080 amino acids)
Biological process (GO): chromatin remodeling; DNA-templated transcription; regulation of DNA-templated transcription
Cellular component (GO): nucleus; HIR complex
Molecular function (GO): nucleosome binding; protein binding
Source: RefSeq, a predicted model, not a curated record
AUGCAUAUUAUCAAACCUUCAUGGUUGCGACAUAGUGGGGAGCAAAAGGAUUUCGAGGUCUACAGCUGCCACAUUUCCCCCGAUGGUUCGCGACUCGCCACCGCCGGCGGAGACGGCCAUGUCCGUGUCUGGUCGACCAAAGCCAUCUUCAACGCCGACCAUCCGGAUCACGGCAAACCACGACAGCUUUGCCACAUGAGCCACCACUUGGGCACCAUCCAUUCCGUCCGAUUCUCCCCGAAUGGCCGUUACCUCGCUUCUGGCGCCGACGACAGGGUCAUCUGCAUUUACCAACUCGAUAGCAACCCACCUUCGCAUACAGCAACCUUUGGCACGAACGAACCCCCGCCUGUUGAAAAUUGGAAAACACAUAAGCGCCUCGUCGGCCACGACAGCGAUGUCCAGGACCUCGCCUGGUCAUACGACAACUCGAUCCUCGUUUCCGUCGGGCUAGAUUCCAAGGUGGUGGUAUGGUCGGGACACACUUUCGAGAAACUGAAGACCAUCGCCGUGCAUCAGAGCCAUGUUAAGGGUAUCACAUUCGACCCCGCCAACAAGUUCUUCGCGACGGCGGGCGACGACCGACACAUCAAGAUCUUCCGCUUCACCCCGCCCCCGCCGAACGCAACCCAGCAUGACAUGGUCAACAACUUCGUCCUCGAGACAACCAUCAGCGCGCCGUUCAAGAGCUCGCCGCUUACGACAUACUUCAGGAGAUGCAGCUGGUCGCCAGACGGGAACCACAUCGCCGCGGCCAAUGCAGUCAACGGGCCGGUGAGCAGUGUUGCCAUCAUUGAGCGCUCGAGAUGGGACAGUGAGAUCAACCUGAUCGGCCACGAGGGGCCCACCGAAGUUUGCAUGUUUUCCCCCCGCCUAUUCCAUACACAGAAACCCAGCGACAACGCGACCGAUAAAGGCUCGCCCGGCCUGGUAACCGUCAUAGCAUCCGCAGGGCAGGACAAGACAUUGAGCAUAUGGAACACAAACACCUCGCGGCCCGUGGUUAUUCUGCAGGAUGUGGCAUCCAAGUCCAUGUCCGACCUCGCUUGGACCCCCGAUGGUCAGACGUUGUUCGCCUCGAGCUUAGACGGCACCAUUCUCGCCGUCAAGUUUGAGAUGGGCGAGUUGGGUUGGGUGGCAACCGCCGAGGAGAACGAUAAGGCAUUGCAAAAGUACGGCGGGUCGAGAAAAGGGAUGGGAACCGCUGAAGAUGUCGACGGUUUACACCUUGAGAAUCACAGCAAAGAGGGCGAGCUGCGCGGAGCUGAGUCAAGGAUGGGUGCGCUGAUGGGAGAUUUUCAACCCGAGGACAAGGGCAAGCCAGUCACAACGAACGGCUCAAGGCCAACGGCCAAGAAUGGUGAGGCGAAUGGCACGACAGAGCCAAAAGAGAAGGAGGCCCCAAAGGCAGCGCCGGCCGAGGAAAAUGUAGAGAAGACGGCCGAAAGGAUAGCGGAACUGAAGUCGCGAGUACAGGUCACCAAGGACGGCAAGAAGAGGGUGGCGCCAUUACUGGUCUCGUCAUCUGCCACCGGCCUUUUGUCAUUGCCUCAAUCACAACUUGUCGGCGCGAAGUCGACCAAAACAACCCAGAGCGAUACACCGCAAACCAUACUAGACCUGUCCAAACCAUCCCACGGCCUGCCGAGAGGCGGCAUAGCCGCCAUGCUUUUAGGCAACAAGCGGAAGGCCGCUGCCAUGGAGGGAGAGGAGGAGGACGAGCUCGCGGGCAGGCGGCCUUCAGCUGGACCCGUGCCGAUUCUAAUUGACACCCCUGAAGGGUUAGAACCCGCUCCCUUGAGCGCCCCUGCUCAAGGCGUUGUACCGACUCCGGAGUACCUCCGGCCUGCCGUCAUAAGUCCGGCCAUCUCCUUCUCCCAAACCAGACUGGCCGUGCCCAAGGUGCGAUCACACAUUGUGAGGCCCCUGGAGAAGGGCGUUCUCCAAGGAGAAUCGACCCUCGACGAAGCGUCCAAAGUGCCAGAGAAUAUCGUCCUCGAGGCCAAAAACCCCAUCAGACUCCGCGAGCCCGCCCACAUCUCGGCCUCCAAACGAGGCGCCCGCCUGUGGCAAGACUACCUCCCACGCGCCAUCAUUCUCGUAACCGGUAACAAACACUUCUGGGCCGCCGCUUGCGAAGAUGGCUCCGUGCACACCUGGACCCCUGCCGGCCGCCGCCUCCUCAAUGGCAUCAUCCUCGAGUCCCAGCCCGUUAUCCUGGAAUCCCGUGAGCAUUGGCUCCUGUGCAUUACCUCAGUUGGUCUCUGCCACGUCUUCAACAUCAAAACCAUGUCCGCUGCCCACCCGCCUGUUUCCUUAGCGCCCAUCCUCGACAUCGCCAUCACCUCCCUCUCCCUCGAGGGCCCGACACCCGCUCCCGGGGUCACAUCCGCACACCUCAACAGCGUCGGCGCUGUCGUCGUCACCCUCAGCAACGGGGACGGUUUCUAUUACUCCUCCACCAUGUACGCGUGGCAGCGCCUCUCAGAAUCCUGGUGGGCGCUGGGCAGCCAAUACUGGAACAGUAACGACUCGUCCAUCAGCGCGCUGUCGACGACGGCCGUGGGGCCCGUGACGGCCAAGAACAUAAACGGCACCGCAUCCUCCACAACCACAACCACAACCCCGGACAAGCCAGACACCGCCGCAACCGCCGAGGUCGGCGUUUCGGCGGGCAUCAUCCCGCACCUCGAGCGCCACACCACCAGCGAGUUCCUGCUCAAGGGCCGCGCCUUCACCCUACAGCGCCUCAUCAAGACCCUGCUCUCCAAGGACGGCUUCGAGGGCUUCGAGAGCACCGUCAGCGUCGCUCACCUCGAGAACCGCAUCGCCGGCGCCCUGGCCCUCGGCGCCCGCGAGGAGUUUCGUCUCUACCUGUUUAUGUAUGCGAAGCGCAUCGGGGCGGAGGGGUUGAGGGGUAAGGUGGAGGAGUUGUUGAAUUGCUUGGUGGGGGGGUUGUUGCAGCAGAAGGGGGCUCCUACCAAUGGUGGUGGUGGGAGUGGGGAGGCGAAGGGGUGGUUUGGGAAAGGGGAGAUGCUGGGUGGGUGGGAGAGACGGGAGUUGUUGAAGGGGGUUGUUCUUAUUCUGGGCAAAUUCCGCGACCUCCAGCGGCUCACCGUCCAGUAUGCUCGCAUCUUGGGGCUGACUGCCGACGGCGAGGAUGAGGAGAAUGAUGAUAAUAACGGUGGAGGUGGCGGCGAGAAUGGCGCGGUGGCUGAGGAGAUGGAGUUGGAGGAGCAGUAG